AUGAAUGCCGAAGAAAUUCGCCGCGCCUUGCUCAGGAUCGCUCACGAGAUUUUAGAGCACAAUCAUAAACAUAUCGACGAUCUCGUACUCGUCGGCGUUAAAAGUCGAGGUGAUAUCCUUGCGCAUCGCAUUGCCGAAAACCUUGAGCGGAUCGAAAACAUUGAAGUCGAUGUGGGCGCGAUUGAUGUCACCCUCUACCGUGAUGAUAUCAAUCUCCACGAGACGCAAAUCCAAGUCAACAGCACUGAACUUCCGUUUGACAUUACCGGGAAAUGGGUCAUUUUAGUAGAUGAGGUGCUCUACACUGGGCGUACCGUCCGGGCUGCAAUGGACGCUCUCAUGGAUUUUGGUCGCCCAGCUGCAAUCCAAUUGGCUACUCUGAUUGAUAGGGGACACCGCGAAUUGCCAAUCGCCUCCGAUUAUGUCGGUAAAAAUGUACCCACUUCCCGAAAAGAGUUCGUCAGAGUGCAGCUCGCCGAAGAGAGCGGAGUAGAUUCGGCGGUGAUUUAUGAAAGGGACGAGGAAUGA
Geodia barretti is the source of this 528-nucleotide messenger RNA. The record is from the annotation of a GenBank genome assembly. NCBI's taxonomy places the organism in Eukaryota, Metazoa, Porifera, Demospongiae, Tetractinellida, Geodiidae.